Messenger RNA from Hypanus sabinus (Atlantic stingray), 3501 nucleotides. RefSeq names its product NACHT, LRR and PYD domains-containing protein 3-like. Gene Ontology annotation, molecular function: protein binding. The transcript has 6 exons. Gene Ontology annotation, cellular component: cytoplasm. The record is from RefSeq and is a predicted model, not a curated record. Bases 561 to 2927 code for a protein of 788 amino acids. Lineage: Eukaryota; Metazoa; Chordata; Chondrichthyes; Myliobatiformes; Dasyatidae.
AAAUUUUGUUCCUUUUCUUUGGCUCAGUACUGACAGCUUAGGAGUGUCAAGAGAACGGGGUCCAUUGAGAGAAAAGUAUAAGUGAGUAGAGCAAAGAUGUUCUAAGUCAGUAGAACAAGUAAAUCCCCCCACCCCCACCGUCACCUCUGCAGGGUUGCACAGUUCAGCAGAAGCUGAGCAGUGAAAGCAGUGAAACCACCCGCUCCACACAACACUCUCCUCUCCAGAAUCACGUGUGCACUUGGUGCUCGCUGGAACACCGGGGGAUCUGCAAACUACCAACAGAGGGGAGAGUGGAGCCUUUAACAGCGAAUCUGAAUCAGAUCAGAAAUGUUUCUGGGCCGUCGUUCAUUUUCAGACACACUAAUCUCUGAUCACCCGAUUACACCCAAACAGUGUCUUUAACGAGUAUUUUUAUUAUUAAAGAAAAUAUGUUGUGAGCUCCAUGUUCAUCAGAUCAGGAAUUGACAACCUAUUUCUGUCCGUCCUAAGAUGUUCGAAGGAAACACAAGGAGACUCUGCGGACACAAACUGAAAAACUGAGAGUGAACACGAUCCUGAUGAGUGAGAAGGUGAAGGUUUUCCAGCUGGUUGAUCGAUACGCUGAGCUCACGGUCAUUUCUACUGUUCGAGAUCGGACACUGGUGGAACAUGAGCUGCUGGCAAGAGGCAGAGACCACGAGCAGUGGAGAGAAAAAGAUCUCCGUGGUAAGCUGGAAAAAAUCCGGACUGAUCAGUUAUUCAAGAAGAGCUUUGUUCAAAAAUUGAAAAGAUCUAUCUUUAGAAACAAAUCCGGGAUGUCCGCAGCAGUGGCCGGAGUCCCAGGGAUCGGGAAAUCAACAAUGGUACAAAAGAUUGUUUAUGACUGGGCCACGGGGAAAAUAUACCAAAAGUUCCAGUUUGUCUUCAGUUUCAAAUUCCGGGAUUUAAAUGCCAUUAACUGCAGAAUAAACCUGAAAGAACUGAUUCUGCAUCAAUAUCCCUACUUUGGGAAUAUCCUGAGAGAGGUCUGGAAACACACAGAGGGACUGCUGUUCAUAUUUGACGGAUUGGAUGAAUUCAAGGACAAAAUCAACUUUGUUGAUGGUCGGAGAGACACAGAAUCACAGUACACAGAUCCUGAAUUCAAGUGCAACGUGUCUGACAUUGUGUACAGUUUAAUCCAGGGCAAGCUGCUCCCAGGGUGUUCAGUGCUGGUGACCACCCGUCCCACUGCGUUACAUUUAUUGGAAAAGGCAGACAUCAGUAUCUGGGCUGAAAUCCUGGGAUUUGUUGGCGAGGAACGGAAGGAAUAUUUCAUCAGAUAUUUUGAAGAUCAGACGGUGGCAGAAGCUGUUUUCAAACACGUGAAGGAGAACGAGAUCCUGUACACCAUGAGCUACAACCCAUCCUACUGCUGGAUCCUCGCUCUGGCACUGGGCCCCUUCUUCACACAAAGAGUCAGGGACCCGCAGCGAGUUCCCAAGACUAUCUCCCAACUGUACUCCUACUAUAUUUACAACAUCCUGAAAAACCACGGCCGUGAGAUUGAGAACCCCCGUGAUGUGUUACUCAGGGUUGGUCAGAUGGCCUUCAAAGGAGUGUCCGAGAGGAAGAUUGUGUUUACAGAUGGAGAUUUGAUCAAGUACGAUCUGCAGCCUUCCCAGUUCCUAUCCGGGUUCCUGAUGGAGCUUUUGGAGAGAGAGGAUUCUGCCCGGUGCGUGGUGUACACAUUCCCACACCUCACCAUCCAAGAGUUUGUAGCUGCAGUCGCACAAUUCCUGAAUCCACAUCCCGAGGAUAUCCUGAAAUUCCUUACAGAAGUCCACAGCACGACAGAUGGGCGAUUUGAGGUAUUUCUCCGUUUUGUUGCUGGUCUCUCCUCCCCAAUGACAGUUCGGGGCCUGGAGGAGUUUCUGGGUCCAUUUCCUCAUCAAACAACCUGCCGGGUGAUUGACUGGGUGAAGGAGGAGGUUAAACGCCAGAGUGGAAACACAGAGAGUGAAGCUGGUAAAAGGAGCCGCCUGAACACAUUGCACUACGUUUUUGAGUCUCAGAAUCGUGGGCUGGCUCAGGCCGCACUGGGAUCUGUGGAAACACUUUCAUUCCGUGGAAUGACACUGACCCCGAUUGACUGCGCGGUCCUGUCUCAUGUCAUCGGACUCUGUGAUACAAUAAAAAUCCUCGACCUGGGGAAUUGCCACAUUCAGUGUGAAGGAAUACAGCGGCUGGGACCCGGGCUGCACAAGUGCCAGGAGUUGAGACUUGGGCGGAAUGAACUGGGAGAUUCAGGAGUGAAAAUGGUGUCUGCAGCUCUGAGGAACCCGGAGUGUAAAAUACAGAAACUGGGGCUGAACAAUGUCCGUCUCACAGAUUCUGGUGCCGAGGAUCUCGCCUCCGCUCUCAGUGCAAACCCAUCACUGACGGAGCUGAACCUGAACAAUAACAAUCUGGGAGAUUCAGGAGUGAAUCUGGUGUCUGCGGCUCUGAGGAAGUCAGAGUGUCAGAUACAGAAACUGGAGCUGAGGAAUGUCGGUCUCACAGAUUCUGGUGCCGAGGAUCUCGUCUACGCUCUCUGUACUAUCCCAUCACUGACGGAGUUGGACCUGAGUGAAAAUAAACUGGGGGAUUCAGGAGUGAAAAUGGUGUCUGCGGCUCUGAGGAACACGGAGUAUAAAAUACAGAAACUGGGGCUGAACCAGGUCGGUCUCACAGAUUCUGGUGCCGAGGAUCUCGUCUCCGCUCUCAGUACAAACCCAUCACUGACGGGGCUGAACCUGGAAUCAAACUCUCUGACAGACCGAUCUGUCCCCGGUCUCCGCCACCUCAUACUGACCCUCCCGAAUCUGGAGCGGAUCCGUCUGUUCUGGAAUCCGUUCAGUGAGACCGGGGAGGAGGAACUGAAACCUCUGCAGGGAGUCAGACCCGGACUGACAGUGGAUCUGUGAACAUCUGAAUGUGGGGAAUCGGUUCAGUGCGACCGGGAUGGAGGAACUGAGAUCUCUGCAGGAACCCAGACCCGGACUGACAGUGUGGACCGUGUGAACAUCUGAAUGUGGGGAAUCCGUUCAGUGAGACCGGAGAGAAGGAACUGGGAUCUCUGCGGGAAGUCAGACCCGGACUGACAGUGAUCCUGUGAACAUCUGAAUGUGUGAACAUCCCCGCCCGCGGGAUGAGGACAUUUUGGCCGAUUCCCCGCCCUCCCCGUUAUCUCCCACCCUUACCUUUAAUGGCCGCGCGCCUGGUUCAACUCCCAACGUCUUUAACAGAACCGGCUCAGGCCUCGCGCUGUGUGUCGCUCAGAACGGUCCCGCCGUGACGUAUUUCUGCCUGUUGUCCGACGGGGCAGCUUCCGCCGGAUGUGCGUGUUCGAGACUCCCGCGUGAGACCCCGGAAAAUUACCCAGACAGGAAGAGCCCGGGUUCCAGGGCUCAGUCUGGGACACAGCUGUCCCGGGGUGGGAUUAUCCCGGGAGAGAAUCCUUUUGCUCCCUUUGCUGAGGACGGUGCAUUCGGCUGUCUG